GUCUCCGUGCGCUGGUCCGGCGGAACGCCGCCGACGUUCGACAUCGACGUCGACGACGACGCCACGGUCGCCGACCUGAAACGAUCGAUCGAAACGACGACGCAAGUGCGCGCGGCGCGCAUCAAACUUCUCAACCUGCGAAUCGGCGCGAAACCGGCGAUGGAUGACGACGCGCUGUCCGAGAUCGGCAAGUUCCCGAAGCAGGUGAUGAUGAUGGGAAAACGCGAAUCGCAGAUCGAAGCGCACGCCACGGCGGAGGCGUUGGCGUCGUCGAUGGCGCCCGAGGUCGAGGAUGAUUUUGAGCUGGAUGCGCGGACGACGACGGCGGCGAUGGCGAAUCCCGAGUUCAUCGCGAAGCUCGAACGGCGCGUGCGGGAUUGCAAGUUUCCGAAGAAACUUUCCGACCCACGUCCGGGGGCGAAGUGUCUGGUGUUAGAUAUCGAUUACACGCUGUUUGAUCAUCGGACGACGGCGGAGAAUCCGAGCGAGAUUAUGCGACCUUUCCUCCACGAAUUUUUAUCGCGAGCGUACGCGGCGAACUUUGACAUAUUCAUUUGGUCAGCGACGUCUUUGAAGUGGAUCGAGUUAAAGAUGACCGAGCUUGGAGUGUUGACUCACAAUGAUUACAAAAUUGUUGGUUUGAUUGAUUCGUCGGCGAUGAUUACCGUGGAGACGGCCAAGUACGGCGUGUUCAAUUGCAAGCCACUCGGGUACUUGUUCGCGCAGGAUUGGUGCGAGUAUGACUCUAAAACAACCCUCAUGUUUGACGAUUUGUCUCGCAACUUCAUCAUGAACCCACAGCUUGGACUGAAAAUUAGACCAUUCAGAAACGCGCACACGAGUCGGGCGACCGACCGCGAACUGUUACGAUUGAGCGAGUAUCUAGAAGAAAUCGCCAGUCUAGAUGAUUUUUCCGAGCUGAAUCACAACAGAUGGGAGUCCUUUUUAGCCAAAAAG
Ostreococcus lucimarinus CCE9901 is the source of this 957-nucleotide messenger RNA. RefSeq lists its product with no specific name. Gene Ontology annotation, cellular component: nucleus. The transcript has a single exon. The annotation marks the transcript as partial. NCBI's taxonomy places the organism in Eukaryota, Viridiplantae, Chlorophyta, Mamiellophyceae, Mamiellales, Bathycoccaceae. Gene Ontology annotation, molecular function: phosphoprotein phosphatase activity; protein binding. The record is from RefSeq and is a predicted model, not a curated record.